Myxocyprinus asiaticus (Chinese sucker) is the source of this 3408-nucleotide messenger RNA. RefSeq names its product protein kinase, cAMP-dependent, regulatory, type I, alpha (tissue specific extinguisher 1) b (gene prkar1ab). Gene Ontology annotation, cellular component: cAMP-dependent protein kinase complex. Gene Ontology annotation, molecular function: cAMP-dependent protein kinase regulator activity. Gene Ontology annotation, biological process: regulation of protein phosphorylation. The record is from RefSeq and is a predicted model, not a curated record. The transcript is spliced from 11 exons. The coding region runs from base 184 to 1347 and encodes 387 amino acids. Lineage: Eukaryota; Metazoa; Chordata; Actinopteri; Cypriniformes; Catostomidae.
CCCGUGUCUGCUAAAUAAUCUCUGCUUUGAUUGGUGUUUACCCGUUUCCGGUGGGCAGACGUUCAAGCGCGUGUGCAGAAUAAAUAGAGUAGCUGUGCCUGAAUGUCGGAAUAACGGAAUAACACACACACACACCGAGUCGCGUUUUACAGGCUCGGUCAAAGGUCAGAUCUAGCGUUUACCAUGGCAUCAGGCAGUGCGAGCAGUGAGGAGGAGAUGAGUCUGAGAGAAUGUGAGUUAUAUGUGCAGAAACACAACAUCCAGCAGCUGCUGAAGGACUGCAUCGUCCAGCUGUGCACCUCACGGCCCGACAGACCCAUGGCCUUCCUCAGAGAAUACUUUGAGAGACUUGAAAAGGAGGAAGCUAAACUCCUGAACCAGCAGAAAGGCAGCUCUCGCUCAGACUCUCGUGAAGAUGAGGUGUCUCCUCCCAUGAAUCCUGUGGUGAAGGGUCGCAGGCGGAGAGGGGCCAUCAGUGCUGAGGUCUACACUGAGGAAGAUGCCGCCUCCUACGUAAGGAAGGUUAUCCCGAAAGACUACAAAACCAUGGCUGCACUUGCCAAAGCUAUUGAAAAGAAUGUGCUCUUCUCACAUUUGGAUGACAAUGAGAGAAGCGACAUAUUUGAUGCAAUGUUCCCAGUCACCUACAUUGCAGGAGAGAUUGUCAUCCAACAAGGCGAUGAGGGCGAUAACUUCUAUGUCAUCGACCAUGGCGAAAUGGAUGUCCAGUGGUGUUUAAUAUCUUCACAGGUGUAUGUUAACAGUGAGUGUGUGACCAGCAUUGGAGAGGGGGGCAGCUUUGGAGAGCUGGCUCUAAUCUACGGCACCCCCAGAGCUGCCACUGUCAGAGCCAAAACCAACGUCAAGCUCUGGGGCAUUGACAGAGACAGCUACAGGAGAAUUCUAAUGGGAAGCACUUUGAGGAAGAGGAAGAUGUAUGAGGAGUUCCUGAGCAAAGUAUCUAUUCUAGAGUCCCUGGAUAAGUGGGAGCGUUUGACUGUGGCUGAUGCACUGGAGCCGGUGCAGUUUGAGGACAGUCAGAAAAUCGUGGUGCAAGGAGAACCAGGGGACGAGUUCUUCAUCAUCCUGGAGGGAUGUGCAGCUGUUCUGCAGCGUAGGUCAGAGAAUGAGGAGUUUGUAGAGGUCGGCCGGUUAGGACCAUCAGAUUACUUUGGUGAAAUUGCUCUGCUGAUGAACCGACCCCGUGCAGCCACUGUGGUGGCCCGCGGCCCUCUGAAGUGCGUCAAGUUGGACAGGCCGCGUUUCGAGCGGGUGCUGGGACCGUGCUCAGACAUCCUCAAACGCAACAUCCAGCAGUACAACAGCUUCGUCUCGCUCUCCGUCUGAAACUCCCCACCCCUCAAAACCUUCACCGCAGGGUCCACCGACACCAAUUAGCUCUUCAUCUCCUCGUUGUUUUAAGUGUUUACGCAGGAGUGUCAAACUCAGUUCCUGGAGGGCCGCAUCCCUGCAGAGUUUAGUUCCAGCCUUGCUCCAAAAUGCCUCCUUGUAAUCUUCAAGCACUCCUGAAGACCUUGAUUAGCUGCUUCAGGUGUGUUUAAUUAGGGUUGGUGCUAAACUCUGCUGGACUGUGGCCCUCCAGGAACCGAGUUUGACACCCCUGGAACUUUACAGGCUCAUUACAUUCACAUGCUUCAUUAAGUGCUUCCCAUGUGACUGUGACAUCAGUCUAAAGCUUUAACAGCCGGUUUCAUUGUCAGACAUUUAGAGGCACAUGAAAGGACAAUCAAAUGUACUUUCCUCCAAUCAAAUCCCAGCCUUUAUUCUAGAGUGUUUUUAUCUAACUCCAAGCAGUAAAUAAAAAAACAAUAGAGUAAAAAAUAUAUUUAUAAUAGAGUUAUUCUAAAACAGGAAACAUGUUUUAAAUUCCUUUACCCUCACAGUGCUCAAGUUAGUUUUUUAAAGACUAGUUUUAUAAAAAGACGAACUGCCUACAUAUGUAUAAAAAGAGUAAGCUAGAAGAGUGAUUCUGCUCAUUCAAGCCUUACUGCCUAAUUUCCCCUUUGCUAACCUAAUUAAAGUUAUACAGAAAAAACGGUCACAACUUAAGAAGUAUAGUAACUAUAUGCUGUUUUAUUGUCAUCUUUGUUAUCAUCAUUCCAGCACACGCUCUUGCUUUUUGUGUUCAGUUGCAUAUAUCGGUUGUCAGGCCAUUGCCACGCAGUAUCUAUAUAUUUAGGUUUUAAUGUAGGCGAAGCUGGCUCAUCGAUUUUUAACGCCAGUGCCAAACGUUGCACAGAGCCUCACGACUUGACUUGAAUUUAACUUCUAACAGUGAACAGUGCAGCAUAGCUGACACACUGACGAUAUUUGAUUUGUUUAUUACAAUUGCAUGUGCGAUCUCUGAUAAUGAAUCAUUUUCAAUCCGAAUGUUUCAGUAUUUAACUAUAUGUCAUUAUAUGCUGAGAAAUACCUUUUUACUUUUAAUAAGCUUAUUUUUCCACAAAUUAUACGUUGAGGUGCACAGUGGCAUAUUUAGACACAUGUCGUAUUUUCAUAUUAACAUGUUGUUUUCUUGUAAGUGUUUCUAUGACUAUUUUUGAAGAGGCUUGGAGCGGUUUUAAUGCUUAAAUAAAACAAGACUGAAACUAUUCAAAAAUUAGGUUUUAAUGUAAAUACAGAGGUCUUGGGUUUCUUAAGGUACUGUUUGAAAAUAAUGGGCCUCAUUCAUGUUUUAUUCAGUUGAAUGCGACAAAGUACAGUGCGUUAGAAUGGCUUUAUGAUUAACUAUUUGCACUGAAAUGAGUUCGGUCUGUGUUUUCUGAAUGAGGCCCGAAGUCUUUUGAAACUCUGUACAAAUAGGUUUUCGAGUCGAAAAGAACAUGGACAGUAUGAUGUUUACGUUCCCAGUUUUUUCUGUAGACAAUCCUGAGUGAUUUCUAAGUAAUCACUGAUUCUCUUUAUUUACAGAAUGUUCUGCAUUUUAGUUAUUGAUACAUUUAAAGAUUAAAAUGUAACAAAGAUUUUGUUUAAGCAUUUUUAACUCUCUUGCUGCUCUUCAUAACAUUUUUCAACUUGAUCAUUUUCAUUUCCCCUUAAACAAUUGGCCCAGACUUUCUCAAACACCCAUCUUCAUGGCAGUGAUGCUUGUUGUAUUUUAUAUCCGUGUGAAUGGACAGACUGGUGAAUGAGUGUGUAUGUUAAACAGAUGAAUAGAGCUUGCCUUAGCUUCUGUUAUCAAGGGUUGGAUGUUCCUUCUAACCCAUAUGUAUCUGCUAGUUCUGUGACCUGCAGUCUUAUGAGCUGCUGAUAUGUUGCGGACCACUGAUGUUUUUUUGUUCAAUGUUAUCCAAAUGUGUAGUUUCUGCGCAGAUAAUAAUCCUUUUGGUAUAGAUCAUUCCAAAUGGCAGUUUAAGCAAUAAAAAGGUUGUAUUGUUGAACCAUCAA